AUGCCUCGAAUUUUGGACAAGACAGUCGGUCCCAUUGGCUUUGGCCUCAUGGGUCUCAGCUGGCGACCAGAACCGGCACCCCUCUCGCAGACGCUUGAGACGCUCAAGGCGGCCAUCGAGAGCGGGGCAACAUGCUGGAACGGCGCCGAGUUCUACGGAACACCCGAGUACAACUCGAUGACGCUGCUCAAGCACUACUUCACAAGGUACCCGGAGGACGCAUCCAAGAUCACGCUGAUCAUCAAGGGGGGCGUCAACGUCAAGACCCUGUCGCCCGAGGGUUCCCCCGAGGCCAUCCGUCGGUCGGCCGACAACAUCCUGGAGCAGCUGGGCGGCGUCGUCAAGGUGGAUAUGUUCUGCAUCGCGCGCCGCGACGCCAGGUCCGACUUCUCCCAGACCCUGUCUAUCCUGCAGAGGGAGUACGUCGACACGGGCAAGUUCGGCGGCAUCUCGCUGUCCGAGUGCAGCGCCGCCACCGUCCACGAGGCCGUCAAGCACGCGAACAUCACCGGUGCCGAGGUCGAGUUGAGCAUGUUCAGCCCCGACAUUCUCAGGAACGGUGUUGCCGCUGCCUGCGCCGAGCACGACAUCCCCGUGAUUGCCUACUCGCCCAUCGGACGUGGGCUUCUCACCGGUAGAAUUAAGUCUAAGAGCGACGUUGCCCAUCUGGGCCACAUCGGCAACCUACCCCGCUUCCAGGAUGAGAACAUAGCGCACAACCUCCGUCUUGUCGAAAAGGUCGAGGCCAUCGCCGCCAAGAAGUCCUGCACGCCUGCCCAGCUGGCCAUCGCCUGGGUCAGGAGCGUCAGUCGCCGCCCUGACAUGCCCACCGUUGUGCCCAUCCCAGGUGCCACCACCGCCAGCAGGGUCAAGGAGAACUCGACCGUCAUCGAGCUCAGCGACGCCGAUGUUGAGGAGAUCGACAGCAUCCUCGACGGUUUCGAGACGGCUGGCAGGCGGUACCCUGCCGGGGCUCCCAUAGAGACUUAG
Geosmithia morbida is the source of this 990-nucleotide messenger RNA. RefSeq names its product pyridoxine 4-dehydrogenase. The record is from RefSeq and is a predicted model, not a curated record. Gene Ontology annotation, cellular component: cytoplasm. Bases 1 to 990 code for a protein of 329 amino acids. The transcript is spliced from 3 exons. Lineage: Eukaryota; Fungi; Ascomycota; Sordariomycetes; Hypocreales; Bionectriaceae.